Messenger RNA from Cylicocyclus nassatus, 842 nucleotides. The record is from the annotation of a GenBank genome assembly. NCBI's taxonomy places the organism in Eukaryota, Metazoa, Nematoda, Chromadorea, Rhabditida, Strongylidae.
UUUCAGGGAACAAAAAAUUCACUAUUUCGAUUGCAAGCAUGGCCGCCGAAGCGAAGGAAGAAUUCCUCGAGUUUGAAACGGCCAUGCGAGACUUCUCCACAAUGUUCCCGUCAAUUUCACGAGAACAAAUUGAGCGAGUGUUAAGGGCAAACGAUGGCGACGUAGCAAAGACCAUCGAUGAUCUUCUUCUCAUUUCAUUAGAGGCAACACAAAUUUCUACGCCGACGUCAACAUCAUGUCGAAGUCAAAGCGCACCUUCUACCGCUAAAGCCGUGCAUUUCGAGUCAUCAUCUGCUCGUCGUUCGACAGAUGACGCAUCACCAUCAACUAGAGCUGCACCACUGAGAGUUUCUCGACUGAGCGCAGAAGAAGUUUCUCGAGAACGUGCGCGAAUAGAGAGGAUGAAGAAGGAGAACGAACGACGACUAGACGUCGUUUGUGAUGAAAAAGAAGCCAGGCUGCUGGAAGAUGAACAAUUGGCUCUACUAAUGCAGAAUAAGGAAUUUAUUCGCUGGCUCAGAAGAGAACAAUACCCGUGUUCGUCAUAUGCCACAUAUUCUGGUAGAUCGCACAACCAUAGAAAACGAACUUCGCACACAAAAGAUCACGGCAAGGGACCACGAGUACCAGAAGGACCCGUUGUUGACGAACUUAUCAUCAACGCAGAGCCCGAUCUCAAAGAUAGGCUAAAGAAUGUGAGCAAAGUCUCCAAGGAACGUCUGCUGCAGCUUGCCGCACGUUUUCGACGAAGUAAUGACGCUCAUCUCAAUGCUUUCUAAUUAUGUAUUUCACCCUAUUUUGAUGAAUGAUAUUUCAUAUCGAUAAAUUUUUUGACUUUCUCG